AUGAUUGAAGCGGGUUUCGAUCUCGAACUGGAUCCUCGCAAUCAAGCUUGUGAUGACACUACAAUCACAUCUGAUGGCGUACAUAUGUCCCAUCUACCUGAUAACCAAGAUCCCUUCGCGUGUAUGAGGGGCGGUGCUCCAAGCAAACUUGAUCCAAUCGUUGAUGAACCACCAAGUACCAUUGGUGAGCUUUCAACAAAAGAGCAGAAUCAGGAUGACAUCAUUUCUGAAGCAAGCUCCGUAGGGCCAGAUUAUCGACCCUCCCACAACGGAGACCCAGCUUCACGACAUCAAGGUGCUACAAUUGACGACUUUUCGAUUGGAAUGGAAGCAAAUGGAAUGCCAUAUUUGCGACCGUCAAAGACAGUAAAAGAGAAAUUUGAUCAAGAACAAAAACGUCUCAACGAUGAACUAGAUCGACAAUUAAAAGCAAAGGGCUGGAUGGACCCAGACGUGGCCAAGACUUGUAACGAAAUUGCACAACAGAAAUUUGAUCAAGAAAAAAGACGUCUAUGGGAGGAACUUGAUCAACAAUUGCACGAAAAUGGUUUGGAACAUGGUUUGAUGGACCCAGAUGUGGCUUUGAAAUACAACGAUAUUGCAAGGCACCUUGUUCAAGAAGGUGGACUUGAGGAAGCCAUGGAAGUUUUAGAACAGAGGUUGAAAAUUGAAAAGAAAAUCUUUCAAUGUGAUCAUCAUCCGAGAAUGGCAUCUACAUUUCUUAAUAUAGGGGUUGUCUUGAGCAAUCAAGGCAAGUACAAGGAGGCAAUGGAGCAAUACCAAAGGGCGCUUGAGAUCGAAUUGAAGGCACUUGGACCGGACCAUUCCUCGACGGCAAGAACAUAUCACAGCAUUGGAAACGUCUUGUAUGAUCAAGGCAAGUACAAGGAGGCAAUGGAGCAAUACCAAAGGGGGCUUGAGAUCAAAUUGAAGGCACUUGGACCGGACCAUUCCGAUAUGGCAGCAACAUAUCACUGUAUUGGAAACGUCUUGAGAGAUCAAGGCAAGUACGAGGACGCAAUGGAGCAAUACCAAAGGGCGCUUGAGAUCAAAUUGAAGGCACUUGGACCGGACCAUUCCUCGACGGCAGCAACAUAUCACCGUAUUGGAAACGUCUUAAAUGAUCAAGGCAAGUACGAGGAUGCAAUGGAGCAAUACCAAAGGGCGCUUGAGAUCCAAUUGAAGGCACUUGGACCGGACCAUUCCUCGACGGCAGCAACAUAUCACCGUAUUGGAAACGUCUUGAGCAAUCAAGGCAAGUACGAGGCCGCAAUGGAGCAAUACCAAAGGGCGCUUGAGAUCAAAUUGAAGGCACUUGGACCGGACCAUUCCUUAACUGCAAUAACAUAUCACUGUAUUGGAAACGUCUUGAGCAAUCAAGGCAAGUACGAGGAGGCAAUGGAGCAAUACCAAAGGGCGCUUGAGAUCGAAUUGAAGGCCCUUGGACCGGGCCGUUCCUGGACGGCAAUAACAUAUCACUGUAUUGGAAACGUCUUGCGAGAUCAAGGCAAGUACGAGGACGCAAUGGAGCAAUACCAAAGGGCGCUUGAGAUCAAAUUGAAGGCACUUGGACCGGACCAUUCCUCAACUGCAUCAACAUAUCACUGUAUUGGAAACGUUCUGGAAUAUCAAGGAAAAUACGAGGACGCAAUGGAGCAAUACCAAAGGGCGCUUGAGAUCAAAUUGAAGGCACUUGGACCGGACCAUUCCGAUACGGCAAUAACAUAUCACUGUAUUGGAAACGUCUUGAGAGAUCAAGGCAAGUACGAGGCUGCAAUGGAGCAAUACCAAAGGGCGCUUGAGAUCAAAUUGAAGGCACUUGGACCGGACCAUUCCUCGACGGCAUCAACAUAUCACGAGAUUGGAAACGUCUUGAGAGAUCAAGGCAAGUACGAGGCCGCAAUGGAGCAAUACCAAAGGGCGCUUGAGAUCGGAUUGAAGGCACUUGGACCGGACCAUUCCAAUACGGCAGUAACGUACUACUGCAUUGGAAACGUUCUGGAAUAUCAAGGCAAAUACGAGGACGCAAUGGAACAAUAUGAAAGGGCCCUCGUCAUAUUUUCAAAACCAUUUGGACCCAGCCACGCCAACACUGGUCUAACACAUCAAAAGAUUGGAGACGUUCUUCAACAUCAAGGGAAACAUGACAAAGCAAGGAAACAAUUCCAACAAGCGCUUGCUAUUUUGCACAAUACCCUUGGAAAAAAUCAUUGGAGAGUUGCCAUGCUCUACAAUUCCAUGGCCAAAGACUCGGCGCAGAGAGGUGACCAAGACUCUGCUAUGGAUCUUUUGAAGAAGGCGGUCGAGAUUAUGUUGAAGAAUGCACGAGAGGACCACCAAAAUCUCGCCAAGAUCUACAUCACCAUGGCUGACGUAUUAUUGGAGACUCGGCCAUCACUGCUUGAGGAAGCAGUGAAGUAUUAUGACAAGGCUCUUGCGAUUCGAGUCAAGGUCUUUGGAGAAGGGCACAAAUUUGUGAAUGAGGUUUGGCAGAAAAAGAGUGAGCUUCCAUUGUUGGGAUACUCAUGA
Messenger RNA from Cylindrotheca closterium, 2529 nucleotides. NCBI's taxonomy places the organism in Eukaryota, Bacillariophyta, Bacillariophyceae, Bacillariales, Bacillariaceae. The record is from the annotation of a GenBank genome assembly.